Molecule: messenger RNA, 2089 nt
Organism: Microcebus murinus (gray mouse lemur)
Lineage: Eukaryota; Metazoa; Chordata; Mammalia; Primates; Cheirogaleidae
Gene: GHITM
Product: growth hormone inducible transmembrane protein
Cellular component (GO): mitochondrial inner membrane
Source: RefSeq, a predicted model, not a curated record
GGGCCGUUGGGGACGGCUGGGGAGGGCUGAAGCGGCGGCGCUGCUGGCUGCGUCACGGUCGGGCUUCGCGUCAGGGUCACCCUCUUGUGGGUGACCCGGGGGAGGAGUCGGCGGCCCAGGGGUCCAGGACAGGCAGCAUUUCAGAUCUGCUUGGUAAACCUGGUGUACCACCAUGCUGGCUGCAAGGCUUGUGUGUCUCCGGACACUACCUUCCAGGGUUUUCCACCCAACUUUCACCAAGGCCUCCCCUGUUGUGAAAAAUUCCAUCACGAAGAAUCAAUGGCUCUUAACACCCAGCAGGGAAUAUGCCACCAAAACAAGAAUUGGGAUCCGGCGUGGAAAAACUGGCCAAGAACUCAAAGAGGCAGCAUUGGAACCAUCAAUGGAAAAAGUAUUUAAAAUUGAUCAAAUGGGAAGAUGGUUUGUUGCUGGAGGGGCAGCUGUUGGUCUUGGAGCAUUGUGCUACUAUGGCUUGGGAAUGUCUAAUGAGAUUGGAGCUAUUGAGAAGGCUGUAAUUUGGCCUCAGUAUGUGAAGGAUAGAAUUCAUUCUACCUAUAUGUACUUAGCAGGAAGUAUUGGUUUAACAGCUUUGUCUGCCUUGGCAGUAAGCAGAGCUCCUGUUCUCAUGAACUUUAUGACGAGAGGCUCUUGGGUGACAAUUGGUGCAACCUUUGCAGCAAUGAUUGGAGCCGGAAUGCUGGUACAUUCAAUACCAUAUGAAGAGAGCCCAGGCCCAAAGCAUCUUGCUUGGUUGCUACAUUCUGGUGUGAUGGGUGCAGUUGUGGCUCCUCUGACAAUAUUAGGAGGGCCUCUGCUCAUCAGAGCCGCGUGGUAUACAGCCGGCAUUGUGGGAGGCCUCUCCACUGUGGCCAUGUGCGCACCUAGUGAGAAGUUCCUGAACAUGGGAGCACCCCUGGGAGUGGGCCUGGGUCUCGUCUUUGUGUCCUCACUGGGAUCUAUGUUUCUUCCACCUACCACUGUGGCCGGUGCCACUCUAUACUCAGUGGCAAUGUAUGGUGGAUUAGUUCUUUUCAGCAUGUUCCUUCUGUCUGAUACCCAGAAAGUAAUCAGGCGGGCAGAAAUAACACCAAUGUAUGGAGUUCAAAAAUAUGAUCCCAUCAACUCGAUGCUGGGAAUCUACAUGGAUACAUUAAAUAUAUUUAUGCGAGUUGCAACUAUGCUAGCAACUGGAGGCAACAGAAAGAAAUGAAGUGACUCAGCUCCUGGCUUCUCUCCUACAUCAGAUAUCUUGCUUGUUUAAUAGGGCAGAUAUUCAUUAAAUAGUUUGUACAAGCAGCUUUUGUUGAAGCUUAGAAGAUAAGAACAUAUCAACAUGUUUUAAAAUGUUUCAGUAAUGUAAUGCUUCAGGUCUGCUUUUUCUUCUGGAGAAUAAAUUCAGCAGUACUCUUCCUAAUAAGCACACACAUUUCUCAUGUUUGAAUAAUUUUAAAAUAUCUUAAUGAAUGUGAAAACUAAGGUUUGUGCUAUGAGAAUAUAAGUAUCAAUUUUUAAAUUCAUUAGGUUAAGUAAAAAGUAACAAACUUGUGUCUGCCUGUAUAUUUUUUGGAAUGUAGAAUAAUGUGAGGUCAUAAGUGAUGAAAAAUUUUGAUAAAGGGACCAGGGGUAAGGUAAAGGGUCAUUUUCAGUCUAUUUUUUUUAAUACUUAGGACUUAGCACUCAGGUGAUUGGUGAUGAGCCAGUGACAGACAACUGGAUAUUUGGAGACAAAAAAUGCUGUUUUUAUAUGUAUCUGCUGAACUUAGCAGAAUUAUUGAGCAUUAGGCAAAGGCACAGGUGAUGCAUUUUCUUGCUGUUGCUUCUCAGUGUUCUCUUUAAAAGUAGGUGUGGUCAUGUUUGACUUCUCAUUGUUAGGACAGUCCAGAAUGUUAAUCAUAUGAAGGAAAAAUUCCUGGUGGAAUUAUAUGUGUGUGAGUUUUACAUCUGAAUCUUCUGAAAUGAAAUAUCCUUAAAACUAUUCUCAAUAUAAAAUAUCCAAAGCAUGAAUUUAUUGCUUUUCAAACAUGCAAACAAUAUGUUCAUGAUUGCUGGGGUUUUCUUACAUAUUUAUUGAAAUGUCUAAUUGAAUUCA